This is a messenger RNA of Dichomitus squalens LYAD-421 SS1, 1110 nucleotides long. Its product is annotated as short-chain dehydrogenase/reductase SDR. The record is from RefSeq and is a predicted model, not a curated record. The transcript is spliced from 7 exons. NCBI's taxonomy places the organism in Eukaryota, Fungi, Basidiomycota, Agaricomycetes, Polyporales, Polyporaceae. Gene Ontology annotation, molecular function: oxidoreductase activity, acting on the CH-OH group of donors, NAD or NADP as acceptor. Bases 58 to 918 code for a protein of 286 amino acids.
ACAUCUUCGACGGCCACCACAGCCUCCAUUCCAGUCUUCCCAUUUACGCGUUUCAAUAUGGCCGAUCGUCUUGCGCAGGUUGCUGGCCAUCUCUCCGGCGCAUACCCUCGUGGUCUCCUCGCCGGCGAAGUUGCGAUCAUCACAGGUGCAUCCCAGGGUAUUGGCCGUAGCGUCGCGCUACUUUUCGCAAAGGAGGGAGCAAAGGUCGUCGUCACCGAUCUCGAGGAGAAGAAGGCACAACUUGUGGUCGAUGAGAUCAAGCUCGCGGGCGGUGACGCCAUCGCUGUUGGCGGAGACGUCUCCGCGGACGACUUCCCUGAGAAGGUCAUCACCGCUACCAUCCAGAAGUACGGCAAGAUCAACCACAUCGUAAACAAUGCCGGAUUCACGUACGAUCGUAUGCUGCACACCACGCCAGACGACGCAUGGGAUAUUAUCAUCCGCGUCCAUGUCCGGGCGCCGUUCCGACUUAUCCGCGCUGCUGCCCCCUACUUGCGUAUCAAGGGCAGCACUGAGAACCGCUCGAUCAUCAAUGUUUCGUCGACGUCAGGUCUGCACGGCAACGUCGGCCAGGCCAACUACGCCGCUGCCAAGGCUGCCGUCAUCGGGCUCACUAAGACUAUCACCAAGGAGUGGGGUCCGUUCGGCGUUCGCGCCAACACUGUCGCGUUCGGCUUUGUCCAGACACGGUUGACGGCUGCUAAGGAGUCGGGAGCUUCGAUUGAGAUCGACGGAAAGAAGGUGGCUCUGGGCAUUCCUCAGGCGGCAGGUAAGGGCGUGAACCCUUACGCGCACAUCCCCCUGGGCCGGUCAGCUACGCCCGACGAGGCUGCGGGUGGCGUUCUCUUUUUGGCGUCUCCCCUCGCUUCGUUCGUCUCUGGCCACACGCUCGAGGUCACCGGCGGUGCAGGCAUUUGAGUUCUGCAUCAGGUCAGGUGUCGGGUGCCUGUCCUAUGGGGAUAGAUCCUUAGUAAAACACAUGGCUACUGGAAUCCCAUACAUGUACAUUAUGUGUACUGCAGGCGUUUGGGUGUCGUUCCUCUUAGUGUUGGACACGUCACCUGAAUCUUCGACGUUGGAUAUACUCAUGCAGCCCAUCUCCAUCUCAAC